This is a messenger RNA of Antechinus flavipes (yellow-footed antechinus), 8461 nucleotides long. It is a transcript of the gene TMEM95, whose product is annotated as transmembrane protein 95. Gene Ontology annotation, cellular component: acrosomal membrane; sperm plasma membrane. Lineage: Eukaryota; Metazoa; Chordata; Mammalia; Dasyuromorphia; Dasyuridae. Gene Ontology annotation, biological process: fusion of sperm to egg plasma membrane involved in single fertilization. The record is from RefSeq and is a predicted model, not a curated record. The coding region runs from base 2024 to 2554 and encodes 176 amino acids. The transcript has 7 exons.
UUUUCACUUGGGACAAAAAUCUUUAGAAAGGGAUAGUGGUGACAGAGGACAGUAUGACCAUGUUUGCAGCUGUCAGGAAAGAGAGUGACUCUACUCUCAUUUGAAAUGGGGAGGAAGGGAAUCUUUUUGGAGAGUGACGAAAUGUUGAGCAUGUUGGACAGAGCUAGGUGAGAGAGUAGACAGAUGUAUGGUAGUUUCUGAACUACUACUAGGAGGAGCACAUCCUGAACAAAGCUCCAGCUGCCCUAUCCUAGUUACAGUUCUAUAAACAAAAGUAUCUGUGGGCUACGCUGGAACUUACUAGUAUAACUUGUGUUUCUACUUGACCUGUUUCUCUCCUUAAAUUGUUUUGCCCUAGAUCUGGGGAGAUGAUUCACAGAGAAAAUGACUAAUAGAAAUAUAGCAAUUUCUGAUCAUCUUUGCAUGAGAAAUUCAUUAACCUCCUCUCUCUUGAUUCAAGUAUAAAAUCAUAAAUCAGGCUAGGGUAAUGGAAUAUGAUCUGUCUCAUUCUUUCUUACCCUAUUUCUACUGCUAAAAGCCUGUUGAUUGUACCUUUGCAUAUUUUCUCUUCCAUAACAUGAGGGUCUGCCAGCCUCACCAGUCUCUACCUUCUUAGUCCAUCCUCUACUCAGCUAUAAAAUUUGUCAUCCUAAAGUUCAAGUUUUACCAUAUUAUUCCAUGUCCCUCAACCUCCAUUCAUUGGCACCCUCCAGGGUCAAAUACUAAAUCUUCUAUUUAGCUUUUAAAGUCAUUUAUGCCUUGGCUCCUUCCUACCUUUCCAGUCUUCUUAACACCACUUCUUUCUAUGAUCCAUAUCUCUAAUCUCCUUACUAUUCCCUGAAAAACAUUCCAUCUUCCAACUUUGUCUUUUUUUCCUCUGGCUGCUCCUGUUGCCUGGAAUUCUCUCCCUCCUCAUUUCUGCCUCCUGACUUCCUUCACUGUGCAUCUAAAAUCUCACCUUUUACAAACCGCUUUUCUCACUUCAUAUAGGCCCUCUCUUAGAAGAUGAAGAAUAGUCUUUUCUGCUUUCUCCCUGGAAGCUCCCUGGACCAAUGAAAUCACAGGUCAAAAGAACAACAAUGAAAAAGCACUUUGUGUAUUUAUUUAGAAAUGUAAAUGUCAUUUCUCCCAGUAGAAUUUAAGGUCCUUGAGGUUCAGAAAUGCUAUUUUGUUUUAUCGUUGUAGCCCCACCAUGUAGCAGAGUGCUUGGCAUUUAGUCAUAAUGACUGACUGAUAUUUUGUAGGAUAUUCCAUUUUGUGCCCGAGUUUAAUUUUGGAUCCUUUGAGAUCUUUGAGAGAAUUAAAAUGGUUACUACUGCUUAAAGUGGGUAUCCGUGGGUAUCUCUAAGUAUUGUUGUGAGGCUCAAAUGAGAUAUUUAUAAACUUAGCACAAUGCCUGGCACAUAGUAGGUAAUAUAAAAAUGAUUAUUCCUUUCCUUUCCCCUACUUGGCUAUGGGAGAUCCAACCAGGAUUUUUGAUGCUGCGCCCCCUCUGGUGGCCAGCAAUUAUGCUGCAGUCUCUUAAGAGGGCAGUUGAAUUUUUGUUUGUUUUUCGUGGACUUGAAAAAGUGAUUUACACAGCUGGGUUCUUGUUUCAAAUAUAGAUGAACACCUGUUGGCCAAUUCAGUCAAUUUAUCAGUCAACAAGCAUUUAUUAAGCACUUAUAUGCCAAAAACUGUGUUAAAAUAUUAUACUCACUCACAGGAAAAUGAAGAGGCAUUGUCCUUUUUAUAGGCUUACAGAAGGCAUCAUUGACCAAUAGAACCAAAGGAUAUCAGUGCUACAUAAGGUACUGGGAUUAUAGAAAUCUAAGCUUCCAUACUAUGAUUCCAAUCCUUUCUAGCACCACGACUUUCUGAGACCUCAUCCACCCUCCCCCUAACCUUCAAGUUGGAAUACUUCUGGACUCUAGAACCCAAGAAUAAAGAGACUAGAGUCCAAGUUGACAGAAUAUUCCAAAGUGCCUCCCUCCACAGAAAAUCAGUGUCUUCUAUUCCAAACAAGGUUCUCAUUCUGGUCUUCAUGUGGGUCCCAAUGCUUGGCUAUCUUUUCUUAAGCACCUCCCAAGCCUGUAUCUUCUGCCGCCUCCCUUCUAGAGACCUUUCUGCACGCCUGGCUCAUCUCUGUGAACAGAUAAGUUCAGAAUGGGGAGACUGUAAAACCAGCUGGAACUUCUCAACCUUUGCCUUAGAUGAAGUAUCCAUGGAUAGAAUUACAGAAAAAACACACAGAGUAAUGACAGUCCUUGAAAUCAAAGGUUACCUGUUUUCCCUUCCCACCUAUUGGCAAUGGCUUCAGAAAUCUAAACUUCCUGAAUAUAUGAGGCAAGCUCUGUGCCCUCCUGCCUGCCGUGGAAGGACUACCCUGUACAACUGCUCCACAUGCAAAGCUGUUGAGGUUCAUUGCUGGGCUCUCAAGCGUUGUAACCCAGGAAAACAGGACCUAAGGGAAGCCAAGAUUCUGCUCCUGUUUUUUUCAGCUGCCUCAUUAAUUCUAGGUUUCAUCAGCUGUAUAAUAGAAUCCAGAUCUCUUCUUGCAGAGCAACACUCUUGAAGAGAUUCCAAGACCUUCCCCCCCAGUUUCCACCUUCAAAGUCUUCUUGUUGACUCAGUUCUGGCAAUUCACAGCAAGCAUUCAGCACUCCCAACCUCCAAGGACCAUUCACAUACCUAACUUCCCACCCCUUCAAAUACCACCACCACCACACUAGUCAGUGACUCAAAUAAAUAUAGAUGAAAUUAGAAUCCCCCAUACUAUUCCAUCAGAUCCUCUUUCAUCUAGGCCCUGAAAAAUCAACUGAGAACAUUGGCCCUGUAGUUAUCUCCAGACUUUUUUUUUUCUCAUCAGCUGUGGAUUUUGUGGAUUCUCAGAGAGUCAACCUUCUUUGAAAAUUCAAUCAUUUUUGGAAAACUCUCCCUGCCACAUUAGAAAAUCCAUGCUGGAGGUGACAUUAUCUUGUUUUAAAACUAACAAGGUAUGUUUAAUUAUGGAUGUUUGUAUACUCAUGUACAUUCUGACUCAGGGUGAGACACCCCUCAUCUUCCCUGGCAUUUUUCCUAUUGUCACUAAAUAGCUUUAUUUUAAUCCCUUCACAUAUUCUGGUCUUUAAUCUAUAAUACUGGGAAAUGACAGUUCUGAAGAGUUUUCAUUUUCAUAAGAGAUAGUCUUUAUCCAUGGGGAAAUCCCUGCUACAUGAAGGAAAUUGAAUCUCACCUUUGAGGAGUGUAAAUGACAAGAUGUUUGAAUAUGAAAUCAUGGGGUUUUCCCUUAAAACUACAAUAGUUACCAUUCUUGGGUUCCUAUAUUUGACAGUGGCACCCUCAUUUUGAAAUCUACAUCUUAGUCAACCUUGUUACUUUCUUUUCCCUUCUCUUCUGAUCACAUCACCAAGUUCUAUUGAUUUUCCUCAUGUUUCUCAAGUCCAGUUCAGUCCCUCCUUUCCAGUUCUAUUGCUACCAGACAAGUUUAGGUCUAUAUUACUUUUUAUCUGGAUUAUUGCAACUGGUCUCAUCUCCCUGUCUCCAGUUUCUUCCUUCUAUACAUACUACUGUCACAGUAAUCUUCCUAAAAAAGUUUAAUCAAGACACUCAUCUCUCUGCUCAAAAUCCUUGAUCCCUAUAUAAGCCUAAUCUAGCUUUCAAGCAUUUGACAGUCUGUUUCUCAAAUAUAUUUCUAUUCUUAGUUAUACUAUACCCAAUCAUUUCCUUAAUUAUAUUUUGCCUUUUCCCCCCUUUGUAACUUGUACAUGCUAGAAUAGGAAACUCUACAUUUGUAUUAGCUGAAAAUUUUCCCUUUCUUUAAACUGACAUGUCAUCUCCUCCAUAAAGUCUUUUCUUAUCUCUUCCCCCACCCAUAAGUGAUAUUGCUCUCUCCUCAAAUAUCACACCAUCAGUUUGGAUUUCAACCAUUAUUUCCUUUGUAAAGUUGUCUGCCUUCCUAGGCUUUUAAUGCCUAGAAGACAGAGAACCUGGUCAUUUAAAAAAAAAUUAUAUCCCCUGAACCUUGCCUGAGGUCUUGCAUAUCUCAGGUCUUUAAAUUUUCUUGAAUUGAGUUCAGAAUCAUCUAACAUAUAGCCCUCCUAUUUUUCUAUUGUUGUCUCCUACUAUAUCUGCUGAAUUGGUUUAUUCCCUUUUCCUAUCAUUACUGUAUCUAGGCCUUUCCUCCUACUAUUUUUACUUCUAGACUUAUGCUCAUUUAUAUCUUUUCCUCAUUCCUCUAUGUUGCUAAAUCUUUUUUAAAAAUAAUAAAAUUAAUAUUAAUAUUCCAUUUUUAUAUAAGAUAUAUUUUCAAAAUACAUGCAAAGAUAGUUUUCAACAUUUAUCCUUGCAAAACCUUGUGUUCCAAUUUUUUCUCCCUUCUUUCCCUUAGAUAGCAAGUAAUCCAUAUGUUAAACAUGUAUAAUUCUUCUAAAUAUAUUUCCACAUUUAUCCUGCUGCACAAGAAAAAUCAGAUCAAAAAGGAGAAAAAAUGAGAAAGAAAAUAAAAAACAAGCUAACAACAUAUCUUGCUAAAUCUUAACCUUCCUGGUAGCCCUAGUUCAGAGUUCUCCCAUUCCAUCUUAUCUGUGUAAGCUCCUGAUGUAUAAUUCUUUAAUCAAAUAGCUCUUAAAUAUAGUAAAAUAGACUAUGCCCUCCUUUAUGUGUAUGUCCUCUCCCUUUCCCCCAGCCCCAAUAAGCUAGAAGUCCUUUAUGGGCAAGGGGGAAGGCUCUACAACUUUUCUUUGUACUUCUCUAGAUCUCUAGUGUCAGAAUAUUAAGUACCUCACCUGAGUACUAUCAUUCCAUCUGGGAUACUCAUACCAGAGGCAACUAGAAGGCUCAGUGGAUAGAAUGCUGGGUUCAGAAGGAAGUCCUGAGUUUACAUUGGUUCACACUACUUCUGUGACUCUGCACAAGUCAUUUAACUUCUGUCUGCCUUAAUCCACUAGAGAAGGAAAUGGCAAACCACUCCAGUAUAGUCCAUGGACAAUAUUGUUGUGCUAUGGUCCAAGAGGUCAUUAAGGAUUCUGACAUAGCUGACCAACAUGCCAUCUGGAGAUGAUCAGGCCUCAGACAUUCCCUCUCCUUUUAAUUUAAAUUCAACCAUUAUAAAGUGUUUACAUAUGCAAGACACUCUGCUAAAAUGCUGAAAAUACAAAAACAAAGAAAAAUAGUCCCUGACUUCAAGGAAUUUACAAUCUAGUUGACAGUGGCACCCUCAUCUCAGGGUCAGCAUUGUUCCUUUCCUUUCCUGAUCUCAUCAAUAAGUUCUUUUGAUUCUUCUAAUGUUUCUCAAAUCCAGUUUAGCCUAUCCUCUUCCCUGGGCCUAUGUUAUUUUUUAAAAUGGAUUAUUUUACCUAGAGAGUGAAGAUUCAACAUUUACAAAGAUGAGUAAUCAUACAAUUCAAUUUAAGGAGUACCAGAAUUCCAAUUAAGAGAAUUGGGACAAAAAUCACAGAUGCAUCGACCUACCUGAGCUUUGAAGGAAGCUAAGGUAGUAAGGAUGAGGAUGGAGUCUGCUAAAUUACCUGCAUAAAGACUAGAAACAGAAGUUAGAAUGUGCAUAUAGUAUGCAGUGAGGAUUACUCACUGGAAAGAUACAUGGGAACCAGAAAGUGAGGAUCUUUAAAUGUUGGUUCUACCCUUGAGAGUGGUCUUGUGUGUCAUCCUAAUUCAAGGAUUCUAAAUUUGAGAAUUCCAUGACCAGACCUUCUAGAGAGACAAGGGGAUUUCCUCCCACAGUGUGGUCCUUGGAGAAAGAAGAGAAUAAUCCAAAUAGUUCCACAGCACUGUAGCCAAUGACAUUUAGGAAAGAAAUUGUUUGUUCAGCAGUCCCAAAAUAUGUUUGCCUUAUGAAGGGGAUUCCAAACCACAGGGAGACACUAUGAGAGUGGGAGGGAUAAGAAUCUAACCAGAAUGUCAAACAGUUGCCCUGAUGUCAAUUCCAAGUUCAGUUCCUUUCUUAAAAGAUGCUUUAUGUAUUUCCAUAUCGAGCUACUGACUUCCAUGAGUCCUCUGUUUGCUUCACAGACAAAUGUCUGUAUUGUGUUACCUAUGUGUUACCUGUUUUGAGUGUCCACACGGACACUCUAGAUAUGGUUGGAAGAGAGACAUGAACAUACAUCUCUAGGGUCCCCAUCCACUCUUCUCCAAAGAAGAUUCUGAUUAUUGCCAGGAAGAGUAGCAGAAGGUUUGGGCCAGAGGCUGGCUACUUUGUUCUCAUCAAAAAGAAGGAGUAUUAAGAUUAUAUCUAGCUGCCUCUAAAAUUGGAAAUGAUUUUUAAGUUUAACAUGAGCUGACUACUAUUCAUUAAUGGGAAAGGAAUACCCCAAAUUAUAUAUCCAAGGUUUGAUUCACUUUGCACCAAAUGCCAGUUUCACAAAGGAAUGUAGAAAAUAGCAAAUAAAUUAAUGUAAGUCAACAGUUUACAGAAACCAGGGAAGAUAUAAAGAUGAAAAUAUACCAGACAAUACAUAGAGUAAAUGAAUUCUUCCAUUGAGAAUGAGAUAUUUCAGUUCAUCCAAGAGACUGAAUCCCCAGAGCUCACCCAAAAGAAAAUUAGCCUGGGUUAGGGACAUGCUUAGAUUGCUAGUUCCUCUACAUGUCUUCAUCCUAGAGUCUUUCUCUCCCUUAAGGAACCUAAAGAGAAGAUGGAAAUUUGCAUCUUUCUGGAAGAUGGGAGUCAGAAGACCAAGAUUUAUCUUUUCCCACACUUAUCCCAACUUUUCUCCUUAGGUAGUCAUGGAGCAUUUAGUAAUUGGUCUUUACCAAUGAGGAUUUUAUAAGUUGAAACUUGAGUUGCAUGUGUUUUUUUUUUUAUUCCUGUUUAGCAAUCAUUGGAACUGAAUAAAUGAAUAAAAAAGCAUUUAAGUGUUCUUUCAGCAAGGUUAGAUAUGCCUAAAUUACAUAAGGAUGUCUCUGCCUCCAAAUAAAUGUGUCCUGUAAACUCCUUGGAUUCAUUGGAAAAUAUCAAAACCAAUCAAUACAGCUGCCCAAAUAAUCCUCUUAACCUGGUCACCACUUGACAUAAAGAUUUUAAGAAGCCUUCAGAUGUCAAUAAGAUAAAAGGCUAUCUCUUUAAUCUGGACUGAUUCCACUAUUUCAUUCUAUUUUUAUAACUGGGGCAGCUAACUGGCAUAGUGGAUAGAGUACCCAGCCUUAAGAAAACAUCUCCCUGAGUUCAAAUCUGGUCUCAAACACUAAGAUAGGCAAGUCACUUAACCCUAUUGCCUCAGUUUCCUCUAGCAUAAAAUGAGCUAGAGGAGGAAAUGGCAAACCAUUCCAGUAUCUCUGCCAAGAAAACACCAAAUGGAGUAAAGAGUUGGAUACAAAUGAAAAACAAAUUUUUAUAAUUAACUUUAUAAACCAGGAAAACAGGACAGUUUGCUAUCUCUCCUGUCUCUGGUUUCUCAUUGCCUACAAUGCAUUCUAUUCAAGAUCCAGCUUAGUUGCAUUCCUUAAUCACUUCUUCAUAUUUCCAAUAGCACUUAGAAUUAAUCCUUCUUUGCCUUUAUAAUAACUUACAUAUAACAGAGUUUAAGGAUGUGAUCCCCUUUACCACCAAUUCUCCCUUCUGCCCAUACACAUGUAAUUUAGUUGGGUGGGUUACUUUAACUGCUACUGGAUUAUUUCCUUAUUCUCUUUUAGAAUUCUAAAACAAGAGGUAUUUCCUAAUAUUCUUCCAUAAAUUAAUAGAAAUAUACAAUCUUACUAGUUAGAAGGGUUACAGAAAGUGGUUGGCAGUGGGGUACCCUCAAAAUGAGGGCUGCCAAACUGUAUCUGUGGAUCCCUGUUAUAUAUUAACUUGGAAAACCACACAUUAAUAUUAUUUACAUUUUUUUUUGUUAAUUAUUUUCCCAUUACAUUUUAACUUUGUUUAACUGAACACUAGUAUGUUGCAACCUGAGCAGGACUGUGAUUGACAUCUCUGCAUCACAGCACUUUUGAUGGAGCUGUGAAGUGGUCCAACCAUUCUUGGAAAAUAAUUUGGAACUUUGCCCAGAAAGUGGCCAACCAUUAUACUUUUUGACAAUCUGUAACUAUACCCUCCAAGAGAUCAAAGAAAGAGGAAAAGGUUCUCUGGCAAGGUUUUGGUGCAGAUAAAAAAACAAUGUGCAAUAAAUGAAAACAUCAUUGAGGAAAAAUGACAUGUAACUUGUUCCACUAAGUUAUUGACAGUGACUAUGCAUGAAUGAAGGAGUGAAAAAAAAUUAAGCAAUUUCUAUAUGUAAAGCUCUACCUUAAGAAUACCAAAAAAUAAAAUAAAAAAAUAAAAAUAAAAAAUAAAAAAAUAAAGAAUACCAAAAGAAAAUGAGAGAGUCUCUCCUCUCAAAUAGUUUAUAUUAAAAUGGAGAAAAGAUCACACAUAUAGGAUUUACAAGUCAGAUGAAAAGGUUUUAUCAUAUUUAAGGUUUAGCAGCAAACAAUAAUGCUUCUUUUAAAAUGUCAUUUCUACUAAUAAAGAUCUCUUUCUGAUACUGAA